This is a messenger RNA of Thrips palmi, 843 nucleotides long. Its product is annotated as tubulin polymerization-promoting protein homolog. NCBI's taxonomy places the organism in Eukaryota, Metazoa, Arthropoda, Insecta, Thysanoptera, Thripidae. Gene Ontology annotation, cellular component: microtubule. The transcript has 4 exons. The coding region runs from base 262 to 756 and encodes 164 amino acids. The record is from RefSeq and is a predicted model, not a curated record. Gene Ontology annotation, molecular function: tubulin binding. Gene Ontology annotation, biological process: positive regulation of protein polymerization; microtubule bundle formation; microtubule polymerization.
CACGUUUUCGAGAAUUGAAGGUUUUUGACAGUUUUGGAAGACAGCGCGGCGCGGUUGGCAACACCGCUCGGGCACUGCGACGACUAUAGCCUCAUGGUUUCCUUGGCAACCCAGGCCUAGCCGAGCCGUACUCACAACAGCCCAGCAGCGGCCAGCAGCCCAGCGGCAGGACAGUCCAGCCAGUCCAGCCCGGCCAGCCCGUCCCAGUCCUCGCGCCCUCCGCCGGGCCCUGCACCCCCACCCCCUCCACCAGCCCUUGCCAUGGCGUCCGGCGGCGGUUCCUUGGAGUCGCAGUUCGAGGAGUUCAGCAAGUUCGGCGACUCGAAGAGCACCGGCAAGACCAUCACGCUGACGCAGUGCGACAAGUGGAUGAAGCAGGCCAAGGUGAUCGACGGCAAGACCAUCACCACCACGGACACGGGCAUCCAGUUCAACAAGUUCAAGUCCAAGACCAUCGACUACAAGACGUUCGUCAAGUACCUGGAGGAGCUCGCCGCCUACAAGAAGCUGGAUGCGAACGACAUCAAGAACAAGAUGAUCGGGUGUGGCAUGCCGGGCACCUCCGGCGCCACGAAGGCGCAGAAGGUGGGCGGCGUGGAGCGCUUGACGGACACGUCUAAGUACACGGGCUCGCACAAGGAGCGCUUCGACGCCAGCGGUAAGGGCAAGGGCAUCACGGGGCGCGAGGACGUGGCCGAGAACACCGGCUACGUGUCGGGCUACAAGGACAAGAACACGUACGACAAGAAGCACUGAGCACGGCCUGCAAGAUUAACAGCAACAAUAAAAACAGCAAAGCAAAGAAAGUCGUCCCGCCCCCUUUCUCUCGCAAGGCCCCCAAGA